This is a messenger RNA of Fusarium coffeatum, 1737 nucleotides long. RefSeq lists its product as uncharacterized. The coding region runs from base 1 to 1737 and encodes 578 amino acids. The record is from RefSeq and is a predicted model, not a curated record. NCBI's taxonomy places the organism in Eukaryota, Fungi, Ascomycota, Sordariomycetes, Hypocreales, Nectriaceae. The transcript has 3 exons.
AUGGAUGAAUGGGACAAGUUCAAGAACAUUGCAUGCCAGCCAUACUCACCUUACAUGCUGGUUCUUCUGCAGGCAGCAGUACAAGUCAUUCAGAAGCGGUACGAGAGAUAUCCGCACACCCUUAUACUAUCCAACCCCAUGCAAUUCCCAUCUCAGCAAGAAGUCGACCGAAGCAUGGACAUGGAGCCUCGUGAUGUAUUGAUGCCACCAGUCGACGCUCCUUGGUUUGAAUAUGCGGAUAGGGUCUCCCGGUCUGCCACCUUUGGAGGAGAUAAAGUUACCCCAGCGUUACGAAAUCUCGUGCGUGGUGAAUCUCUUGAUGAGAAAGUAGUACGGGAUUAUUUGCAUCUGUUGAAAACUGCAAGCUCCUCUACCAAGAUCUCCUCCAUCCGGGCACUUGACCCACAUGGGGAGAUUCACAUCGAAUCCGAGGGUUUCGACAUGCCUACCGUCAUUCCAAUGUCUGACGGCCAAGAAUGGGCAUUCGCUGUCGCGUAUCACGACUGCAUCCACUGGUAUGAUAGUAGGCCCGAUGGACGAAGGCCAUGCUUUGCGAUUAGCGGAGGAAGAAAGGUGAUGGAAAACUGGAGAGGGCCGCAGGCGAGCGAGUCAGAAAACUCGAGUAUUUUUAUGCUCAUGGGAGUUAGUCGCAUCAUGCAGCAAAAGCCUCAUGUGAGCCAGAAAACAGCCGAUGAGCACGGCCAUGCGUUUCGAAAGCGUAUGCUCGUCGAACUCCUCGCUGGGCAACUUGAACCCACUCCGGAAUACCUUGCUGAAAAAGGUAUCAUAAAGGGGGUGAGAGUAGAGGGGGAAUCCAUAUUCGUGUCCCAAACAGACUGUCUUAGUCCGUUUUUGCCACAAGAAGAGAAUUCCUUCGACGACGCAAUCGAUAUGACCAUGUGGGAAGACACUGCUGGACGGGUUCGUUCUACAUCUUUGACACGGCCAACCUCAGCUGUUGAAGGCGAAGUUGUGUGCGAAUGUGUAGGUCACGAGGCGGCCAAUGGAGGGCUUCAGAGUGCCUCGGCCUUUUCUUUUCGCCCUAUCCUACCUUCAGGUCCCCUUUUGCAACCAACCGCCUUCGGCGGCAUGAGUGGUUCGCUAACAAUUCUGGAAAAUCUUACAACUGGAUUACGGUUCCUGCGAACGGCAACGGCGUCCGGCUUUGACGAUGAAUAUACGCUCUGGCUACUCGGACAGAGUCGUAAAACAAAUGGAAAGCUUCAGCAAAGAUACCAAAGAGUUCUCUUUAACGAGAAAAUGGAAGAACGAAACAGUCAGAAUUUUGAGAUCAGUAGAUUUCCUGACGGCCAAUGGGACAAAAUGAUGAAAGACUCUAAGCAGUGGAAGAUGUGGAAAGAUCUGCGAGAUAUCGGUAGGAAACACGAUGACCUAGGUGAGUUCGUUACCCUUUGCGCUUUACCGGGAAGCAUGAAUAAAGAGAUCAUGCCGCUUCGGUACCAAGAGAAAUUGGUGGAUGCUUUUGAAAAAGAGAUAGAGAACAAUUCGAGCCCUCUGCGGCAAUGGCUGAGGGACGCCCGCGAAUUGUGCGAAAGCAUAUUCAAGAAGUCUAUACCCGCAUAUCUAGUAAAGCUUGACGAUUAUGAAGCGAGUAGCGAAGAAGAGGUGACCGACACGGUCUGGAGAUCCCUUCUCAGCACGGAUCCAGCUCAAGAUCAUACUGCUGUAGUGGAAUAUGCAUAUCAUGGGUACGACUGGACUGUGGAAGAACUGUAG